AUGCAUUCAUUCUCGUUCCAAUUGUCACAUGGUAUAGAGCAGGUUCCCUCGUGGGAACUGUUCCUAGGGCCCACCGUAAGAUUUUUUUUUUCCUGCCCGGAGCGCACUCCGCCCCUGCCCGAGUCGCGCUCCCCUCCCCUCGCUUCCCUUAGCGGCCCCGUCGCGCCGCGCUUCCGGCCCCGGCGCCGCCUCUGCUGGCCCCGGCGCCCCCCUGUCGCGACCCCGCGGCCCCACCCUCGCGUCGCCCUGCGCGGCGUCGUUACAGCCGCCCGCGACCCCGACGCCGCCCGUCUCGACCCCGUCGCCCUUCGCGCCGCCCGCGACCUCGUCGCCGCGGCCGCCUGCGACCCUACCGCUGCAGCCGCCCGCGACCCUGUCGCCGCAGCCGCCCGCGACCCUGCCGUCGCCGCCGCCCGCGACCCUGCGGUCGCAGCCGCCCGCGACCCUACCGUCGCCGCCGCCCGCGACCCUGCAGUCGCAGCCGCCUGCGACCUCGUCGCCGCGGCCGCCUGCCCUCCCGUCGCCGCAGCCGCGCGCGACUCCUGUGGUCGCAGCCGCCCGCGACCCCCCGUCGCCCCACCCGUGCGACCCCACCGCCGCCCUUUGCGGCCCCUUCGCCAUCCCUUCGCGGCCCCGCCGAGCAGCCGCGCCGCCGAGACGCCGCCGCCGCCGAGCCGCCGAGCUGCCGAGCCGUCGAGCCGCCGAGCCGCCGAGCUGUCGUUGCCGCCGAGUUGCCGAGCCGUCGAGCCGCCACUGCCGCCGUGCUGCCGAGCCGCCGAGACGCCGGUGCCGACGAGCUGCCGAGCCGCUGAGCCGCCGAGCCGCCGUUCCUGCCGUCCCGGCCCUGUUCCUGCCGACGCGCCUCGGUCCUUCUCGCCUGCCCGUGUCCUCACUUUUGACGCUGAGGGUCGGGCCAUUGACUUUGACGUCUGGGUAGAUGACCUGCAGCUUUUCCUACUGAGCGACAGAGCAGACGGCCUCUCCCUUUUUGACCUCACCUCUGGUGCCUCUCCUGCCCCUGCUGCUGAUGCUGACCCCACUGUUCGCUCCCAGUGGGCCACACGCGAUGCUGCUGCCCGCCUUGCUGUGCGCCGCCACUUGCCGACCUCUGAGCGUGCGCACUUUAGCCAGUACAAGAGUGCUAAGACCUUGUACGACGCUGUAGUUGCGCGCUACUCUUCCCCUGCCACUGCUGCGCUUAGCCGCCUUAUCCUACCGUACCUCUUCCCUGACCUCGCCGCUUUUCCCACUGUCGCUGACCUCAUUACGCACCUUCGCACUAGUGACACUCGCUACCGCGCUGCGCUUCCUGCUGAGGACCACUUCCUCUCUGUUUGCCCCACCACCCUCACCGUUGACCUCCUCGAGGAGCGCCUGCUCGCGGCAGAGAAGAGCAUAGUCGCAGUAGGUGCCUCUCGUGGUGACCCUCGUACCCCUAUCUUUGAGGGGUGCUCCCCCUCUCCCCUCUUGCCCUCUGUUGCCUCUGCUGCUGCGGCCGACCUCGUUGGUCUUGAGUCGGUCGUUGCGGCGUCUGCCCCUAGCGGGAGACGCCGCCCUGGCAAGGGCAAGGGGGGCAAGGGUGCUGGAGGGGCUGGAGGGGGCGGUGGAGGCGGAGGUGGAGGUGGUGGAGGGGGUGGGGGUGGCGGUGGGGGUGGUGGCGGGGGUGGGGGCGUCGGUGGCGGGACUGGAGGUGGAGGUGGAGGCGGCGGUGGCGGUGGGAGCGGAGGUGGCGGAGGUGGCGGUAGUGGAGGAGGUAGCGGCGGAGGCGGCGGAGCUGGUCGGGGUGGCGCUGCGCAGAGGGGUGGCUCCGGUGGUGGUGCGCGCCAGCAGCAGCAGCAGCAGCGUACCCGUGAGACCCCUUCCCCCCAGCAGCUUCGUGAGUGGUACGCUGCUCGUCAGCGGGGUGGGGGUGCUGGCCCCUGCACCUACGUUCUCCGUACCGGCGACCGGGCGGGUGAGCAGUGUGGAGGCCCGCACCCCACCCAGCGCUGCUUCGGUCGGCUGACAGACGCGUGGCGCCACCAGUUCCCCGACGCUACGGAGAUCCCUCGCUGGGGCGAGCUGUCUAGGGCGGGUGUUGCAAUCUAUGAUCUUGACUUUGAUGCUAUUCUUGCUGCCAUGUAUGCUGUGACUAUUAGUGAUGAGGGUGACUGUUACCGGUGUUUCCCGCCUGACCCAGGCAUAGAGGCUGCUGCGCUAGGUACUUGUGAGGCUGCUGCUCUAGGUGCCAGUGCGUCUGCUGCCCCAGGUGCCGGUGAGUUUGCGCUCUCAGGUGCUGCGUCGCCCCCGGACACCCACACCUUCACCCUUGACUCGGGUGCUUCCCGCUCCUUCUUUCGAGACUGCACCACUCUCACACCGCUCAGUCGGCCUGUUGCGGUCUCCCUAGCGGACCCCUCUGGGGGUCCUGUCCUUGCUCACUACUCCACUGUCCUACCGUGUCCAGCGGUCCCGUCUGGCUCCCUGUCGGGUCUCUACCUCCCCUCGUUCUCUACGAACUUGGUGGCGGGUGCUGACCUCCAGGAUGCAGGAGUUGACCAGUUCACCCCUGCGCGUCAGCGGGUGACCCACUGCACUUGUGCGGACACGGGCCGCCACUUGGCCACGUUUGCUCGUCGGCCAGGGUCGAGCCUGUACACACUGACUACUGAGUCUUCCCCAGUCACUGAGUCUGCUCAGGUAGCCGCGUCGGGUCAGGUGUUUGCUGCGGCGUCCAGGUCUGGUCCUGAGUCUGCCCCCUGCUCGUGUCGUCUCCUGUCUCACCGGACUCUCCUCUGGCACCACCGUCUUGGUCACCCCUCCCUGCCUCGCCUUCGAGGCAUGGCUUCCCGUCUUCUUGUUUCUGGUCUCCCCCGGUCCCUCCCUCCUCUUCCUCCGGGGCCUGCCCCCACCUGCGUUCCCUGCGUCGAGGGGCGGCAGCGCGCUGCUCCUCACUCCUCCGAGUUUCCUCCGACAGAGGCUCCGCUGCAGACGCUUCACAUGGACGUGUGGGGCCCAGCCCGCGUCCGUGGGCAGGGUCAGGAGCGCUACUUCCUGCUGGUGGUUGACGACUACUCGCGUUACACCGCAGUCUUCCCCUUGCGCAGCAAGGGUGACGUCACUGAGGUGUUGAUCGCCUGGAUCCGCGCGGCUCGUCUCCAGCUCCAGGAGAGUUUCGGCUCCGACUUUCCUGUUCGGCGUCUGCACUCCGACCGAGGCGGAGAGUUCUCCUCUGACCUUCUGCAGACCUUCUGUCGCACACGAGGCAUCCGCCAGACCUUCACGCUUCCGGACUCUCCGCAGCAGAAUGGGAUUGCUGAGCGCCGCAUCGGCAUGGUCAUGGACGUCGCUCGUACGUCCAUGAUCCAUGCGGCUGCUCCCCAUUUUCUGUGGCCGUUUGCGGUUCGGUACGCGGCGCAUCAGCUCAACCUUCACCCCCGGGUCUCCAUGCCGGAGACCUCCCCUGCUUUGCUGUGGACGGGGAAGGUUGGUGAUGCGUCGCGUUUUCGGGUCUGGGGAUCUAGGGCGUUUGUCCGCGACUUGUCUGCGGACAAGCUGUCCUCUCGUGCUGUUCCCUGCGUCUUCCUUGGCUUUCCCCCUGACGCGCCAGGCUGGCAGUUCUACCACCCCACCUCGCGCCGUGUCUUCGCGUCCCAGGACGUCACCUUUGACGAGUCGGUUCCCUACUACCGUCUCUUCCCCUACCGCACUGCGUCCCUCCCUCCCCCGCCGCUCUUCCUUACACCAGGCCCCCCUCCGGUAGACCCCCUCCCCCCUCAGGGUCCUGCUCCCUCAGGUGUGUCCCAGGUAGAUGCAGUUGAGCCAGUCGAGGUAGCUGUUGACUCUGGUACUGCUGGUGGUGCUGAGCCUGGGGGUGCUGGGUCUGGGGGUGCUGCGACUGGGGGUGCUGGGUCUGGGGGUGCUGCGACUGGGGGUGCUGAGCCUGGGGGUGCUGAGCCUGGGGGUGCUGAGCCUGGGGGUACUGCGCCUGGGGGUGCUGCGCCUGGGGGUGCUGCGCCUGGGGGUGCUGAGCCUGGGGGUGCUGAGUCUCGGAGUGCGGAGCCUGAGAGUGCUGGACCUGCUCGUCCGGCGUCUGGUGGUGCUGAGCCUGGCGGUUCCUCCGGUGCUUCGUCCCGGCGGGAGCUGCUCUCUCCACAGGAGCUGCGUGAGUGGUUCGCCCGGCGCUGGCGACGUGCUGCUGGAGCUGGUGGUGCUGCAGGAGCUGGGGGUUCUACUGCUGCUGAGAGUGCUGGUGCCGAGGGUCCCAGAGGUGCUCGUACCGAGUGUACUGGAGCUGCUGACCCUACGAGUGCUCCUCCUGCUGGAGCUGGUGGUGCUGCUGGUGUUGCUGGCGCUGGAGCUGCUGGUGCUGCUGGAGCUGCUGGUGCUGCUGGUGCUGCUGGUGCUGCUGGUGCUGCUGGUGCUACUGGCGUUGGUGCUGCUGGAGCUCCUGGAGCUGGAGCUGCUGCGUCUUCGGGUGGUCCGGCUGGAGCUGGAGCUACUGGGGGUGUUGGCGCUGGGGGUGCUCCUGGCGCUGGUGCUGCUGGGGGUGCUGGAGUUGGAGCUGCUGGAGUUGCGGGUCUUCCUGGUGCUGGUGCUCCCGCUGGGGGCGCUGGUGCUGUUCCUGCUGGCACUGGUGGAGCUGCGCGGCCGCGGCCGUACUUCGUUCCGCUCCUUGAGCAGGUUCUUGGUCUUCCGUCCUCUCUUGGUCCUGCUCCUGCCUUAGAGUGUCCGCCUCCUGUCCAGUCUGAGUCACAGUUACAGCCACCUUCCCCGCUUCCUUCUCCUUCUCCCUACACUGGUCCUACUGGAGGUCUUGCUGAGCGUCGUGAGCCUGCGUCUCGCCCUGCGUCGCCUGUCCGUGCUGCUCGCACUAGUGGUCGUGGUUCGCGUCAGCGUCCUCCCCCUGUCCCCGGCACGCACCGGAUGUCUCUGCGUCCUUCCACUGCUCCGCUGCGUGCCCCUUUGCCCUCUCCUCCAGCGUCCUCUCUUCCUGAGCUUCCUGACCCGGAGUCGGACUCCCUUCGUGCUGCGCGUCCUACUGUCACGCGUCUCCUUGCUACUGUCGUCACUGACCCUUCCUUUGAGUCUACUGCUGCGUCUGCCCUAGUUGCUGAGCUUGUCGACUUCGCUGCUCGCUGUCGCCUAGACUACGCUACCAGUCUCGUCGCUGAGUCUGAGUCUGUCUGUCCUCCGUCCGUCGGGGGUGAGUGUGCUCUUGGCACGGACGUCCUUGAGGACAGACAGGAGGAGUUCCAGUGUCUUGCUGCUGCUUUGCCCCGUCUCGUGUCCUUGCUAGUUGCCCCUGAGGGAGACCCGGAUGCACCAGACAUCCCGACCCCACGCACUUACGCUGAGGCGAUGGCGGGUCCCUACUCCUCUCAGUGGCAGACGGCCAUGGACGCCGAGAUGGCUUCCUGGAAGUCCACACGCACCUACGUCGACGAGGUUCCCCCUCCUGGGGCGAACAUCGUCAGUGGCAUGUGGAUUUUCAGGGUGAAGCGACCGCCGGGUUCUCCGCCUGUCUUCAAGGCGCGUUACGUGGCUCGAGGCUUCAGUCAGCGAGAGGGAGUUGACUUCUUCCAGACCUUCUCCCCCACCCCGAAGAUGACCACUCUUCGGGUGCUGCUGCACAUAGCCGCUCACCGCGACUACGAGCUUCACUCACUUGACUUCAGCACUGCUUUCUUGCAGGGCAGCCUGCACGAGGAGAUCUGGCUGCGCCGCCCACCUGGCUUCACUGGGUCGUUUCCUCCUGGUACCCAGUGGAGGCUUCAGCGGCCGGUCUACGGUCUCCGCCAGGCUCCGCGUGAGUGGCACGACACACUGAGGACUACACUUGCGGCUCUUGGGUUCGCGCCUUCUACAGCUGACCCGUCGCUGUUCCUGCGCACCGACACUUCGCUGCCGCCGUUCUACAUCCUCGUACCUGGGUGA
Closterium sp. Yama58-4 is the source of this 5916-nucleotide messenger RNA. The record is from the annotation of a GenBank genome assembly. Lineage: Eukaryota; Viridiplantae; Streptophyta; Zygnematophyceae; Desmidiales; Closteriaceae.